AUGAGUCACGCGCACGAUGGCCACAGGUCCUUCUUUCCCGUGGGGAAUCCAUUCAGGAUGAUUUUCCCAAGAGGAGCCCACCUGUCGCCGAAGCUCACCGAGCUCCUCGCUUCGUACGAGGAUGGCCUGGCCUCGAGCUUGAGGAAGCUCAAGCCAGAGGACACCUCAGAGGUGCUCACACUAUCAUGGAUGAAGCUCGCAGUGGACUGCUUAUCGGAGCUGCACACCAAUAUAGCCACCCUGAUUACUGAGCUUGAGCUGCCCUUAUCUGAUUGGGACGAGAAGUGGGUGGACAUUUACCUGAACAGCAGUGUGAAGCUGCUGGACAUCUGCAUUGCGCUGAGCUCAGAGCUCUCUCGGUUGGAUCAAGGGCAGCUGCUUGUGCGAUAUCUCCUGAAUGUCUUGGACUCUGGGAGCGACAUGCCAUCCCAGGAGCAGCUCAAGAAAGCUGAGGUGUCGCUUAAGGAAUGGAUCGAGCGAGCAAGUGAAAGGUCUCUGAGGCUUGAUAGCUGCUUGGCAGCGCUACAGGAGCUUUCUGGGAACCUUUGCCUGAUGAAGGUUAAGCAUUCUGCUAAGGGGAAAGUGCUCAUGCGGGCAUUGUAUGGAAUCGAGGCCGUUACAGUCUUAAUCUGCAGCGUCCUUGUAGCCGUUCUGUCAGGUAGAUUCAAGCCACUGGUGGAGUUUGAUGUCCCUGAGAAAUUUGGUUGGUCUACGGCCUUCAUUGAUCUUCAUAAGGCCAUAAGUGGGGAACUUAGCAGUCAACUAUCCAGAGGUAGUGUUACAGCUGUAAAAGAGCUGGAGGAUGUUGAGGUAUGUGCUAGACAGCUGCAUACAUUGACUUGUGCUGCUCAGCUUGAAGAGGAGAAUUCCAGCCUGGCUCAUGCUGUUAGUCAUUCAAAGGAAGUGGUCCUGCCAGCCCAGGAAGGAGGCCAUGUGGAUAAUCUUAAGAUGGCUGAGGACACUAGCUGUCAGCAUGAAGUGAUCACACUGCAAAGUAUUACUACAGAAGGAGGAAUGGAUACAGCUGACAUCAAGGAGGAUGCCAAGACUAUGGGCCAUACAAAAGAAGUGAUGGUGCCUGAGAAAACAAGUGACAGAGGAAACCGAGAUGAUAACACAAAGCAGGCCACUGGUGUUGGCACUGAGAUCAAUUGCUUGGAAAGGAGAGAGGAGCUGCUGAACUGCAUCUCCAGCAUGUCGAAAUGCGCUGAAAGGCUUCGGUUGGGGUUGGACUCGCUGUCGAAGCGGGUGGGUGACUUCUUCCAGAUCGUGCUUACAGGGCGUGAUGCACUACUUUGCAAUCUCAGGAUUUCAGACGGGGGGAAGGUUGCUGCAGAGCAGCCCAUCCUUAUGCGUGGUGCUUCUGAGUUCUGGCCCCUGCUGAGCCCCACCAACACUAAGCCGGGCCCAGGUCUCAGAAGCAUUGUGCAUAAUCAUGUGCCCCUAGCUGUGCUGUGCAAAAGCUUAUAUAGCUUCCCUUUUUGGCAAUACUCGUCCGACGUGGAGGCGCUGCUCCAGCGCCUCGUCGCGCGCUACGGCCCCGUUGUAUCUCUGCGGGCAGGGUCGAGCCUGACGAUCUUUGUCACUGACCGCCGCAUCGCGCACGCGGCGCUAGUCGAGAGCGGGGCCACGCUCGCCGACCGCCCUGCGGUCACGCACGCGCUCCUAGGGGAGGCAGGCAACACCAUCUCGCGGUCCAGCUACGGGCCCGUGUGGCGCCUCCUGCGCUGCAACCUCGUCGCCGAGACGCUGCACCUGUCGCGGGUGAAGCUGUUCGCGCCGGCGCGCGCGUGGGUGCGCCGCGUGCUCGCGGAGAAGCUUGGGUGGGAGGCCGAGGAGGCUCAGGCGAAAGAACAUGAGCCGCCCCUCGUGAUGGAGCCGUUCCGGGACGCCAUGUUCUGCCUCCUGGUGCUCAUGUGCUUCGGCGAGCGGCUAGACAAGCCCGCAGUCAAGAACCAAGGUGGUGCCACGGUGGCGCCAGAAGAGGAGGCGACCAUGUUCGAGCACUCAUAUGUGGACACGCUGCUCGACAUCAGGCUCCUCGAAGAGGGCGACCAUGAGUUCACUGACAACGAGAUGUCCAACCUCUACUCUGAGUUCCUCACUGCCGGCACCGACACGACGUCCACCGCGCUACAGUGGAUCAUGGCCGAGCUGGUCAAGAACCCGGACGCAUAG
Miscanthus lutarioriparius is the source of this 2178-nucleotide messenger RNA. The record is from the annotation of a GenBank genome assembly. NCBI's taxonomy places the organism in Eukaryota, Viridiplantae, Streptophyta, Magnoliopsida, Poales, Poaceae.